Molecule: messenger RNA, 1289 nt
Organism: Leptinotarsa decemlineata (Colorado potato beetle)
Lineage: Eukaryota; Metazoa; Arthropoda; Insecta; Coleoptera; Chrysomelidae
Product: homeobox protein B-H1
Biological process (GO): regulation of DNA-templated transcription
Molecular function (GO): DNA-binding transcription factor activity, RNA polymerase II-specific; DNA binding
Source: RefSeq, a predicted model, not a curated record
GUCAAAACGGCGAUGAUUCAUUAGGAAAAAACGGUGCAAUAAGCAAAAAACAAAGGAAAGCACGAACCGCGUUCACAGAUCUCCAGUUACAAACUUUGGAAAAGAGUUUCGAGAGGCAGAAAUACUUAAGUGUGCAAGAUAGGAUGGAAUUGGCCGCCAAACUUAGUUUAACUGACACUCAAGUGAAAACGUGGUACCAAAAUAGGAGGACGAAAUGGAAGAGACAGACAGCCGUCGGUCUGGAACUCUUAGCGGAAGCUGGAAAUUACGCAGCGUUCCAAAGACUUUACGGUGCCCCUGCCUACGGUUGCUGGUAUCCUCCGCAACCUGCUGGACCUCCAGCUGCUCCCAGCGCAGCAGAUAUGUACUACAGGCAAGCAGCGGCGGCCGCAGCAGCAACCCUUCAGAAACCCCUACCUUACCGGCUCUACCCCCCUGGAAUAGGACUCGGAAUACCUGGACCCAGUGCACAUUUAGGUUCUUUAGCUGCCAGUAGUUCCCUUAGCACGCUUAGCAGUUACUACUCCAGCCCAAGCCACGACGGUCCCUCUCCGAGGUCACCAAGUCCUGACAUCCCUCUAGAUCCGGGAUCGCCAGGUACGGGUGGCAGAAGAUCUCCCUCCGAAGACGAAGACACCAUUCAUGUCUGAGAGUGAUCAGACGAUGUUACAUUGUGAUAUAAAGUGUACUAUAGCAGACCCUGUUAAUUUAUUGGCGCUUUUAAGUGUUGUGUAGAGUUAUAAGGGAUGUAUGGACGAUGUUUUGUAAUUACUAGAGAUAUGUCGUCGUUCACUGUGAAUUUUCCUAGAGUGGUCAUAUUUCAGUCUUUGGGAGCUCUUUAUCUCUGCGUUGAUCUGGAAGAAAUGUACAAUAAUUUUUUUGAAUAAUAAACUUCCUUACAUAAUCGUGGAGAAUAAUGUGCAGAUAUGAACCUUCAAGCCAAUCUACUCGAUGAAACAAAUUUUUUCUAGGAUAUAUUUCAAAUGAAGGUCAUAUAUAUUUUGUUUACUUCAUGAAACAUAUGAUGAAAUCCAAUGGAGGAUCAAAAUCAAAUCCUGUCAAGACGUAAUCAAUAGGAUUUCACUGUCACUUCAAAAAAUGAACUGACGGCUCCUCAAGACUGAAGUAGAAACACCAACAUUGUGUAUUAUAAGAGUACGGAAGACGUACGUUGUAAAUGGUUUUUAAUUCUUGAUUGCACAUGUGAUGUAAUCGAUAUUCCCUCCUUCUGUUCAUUUCAGCUCUAUGAGUAUGUUUAUCCAUGUUAAAAUUAGAAAAUAUAGAAUAAA